AUGUUAUUUCUCUCUUUUACAGUAUAUUUUCUUUCUUUCUUCCUUUCUUUCUUUCUUUCUUUCUUUCUUUCUUUAAUUUUUCUUUUCUUUCUUUCUUUUAUCUUAAUUUCUUUCUUUUUUCUUACAUUCUCCUUUUUUCUAUCUUUCUUUUUCUUUCUUUCUUUCUUUUUCUUUCUUCCUUUUUCUUUCUUUCUUUUUCUUUCUUUCUUUUUCUUUCUUUCUUUCUUUUUCUUUCUUCCUUUUUCUUUCUUCCUUUUUCUUUCUUUCUUUCUUUUUCUUUCUUCCUUUUUCUUUCUUUCUUUUUCUUUCUUUCUUUCUUAUAUUUUUGAAAACAACACUAACUUUAUUUUCUUAUUAUCUCUUCUUACGCCCCCCCCCAUUUUAUUUAGUAUGGCGUUUUUUAGUUUUUCCCUUCUUCACUCAAUGAAAUACUUUACUUGUUUGCUUAUCUUUUCUUUUUUUUCCUUUGAUACCUUCUUUCUUUGGUUAGACCUUUUUUUUUUCUUUUUAGCUGCCUCUUUUUUUCCUUCUCACUUUCUUCCUCUGUUAUUCUCCCGUCGUUCCUACUUCCUAUUACAUUCUUUCGACCUUUCACUGGCUUUCGUAUCUUCUUUUUUUCUCUCAUCAUAUUUAUUCGUCUCUCUUCUUCUUAACUUGCUUCCUUUUAUCUUUUUCUCUAUUAAAUUUCUUUCUUUCUUUCUUUCUUUGUUCUGUUUUUUUUUUCUGGUUCUUCUUUUUACCUUUUCUUUCUUCGUUAAUUUUGUUCUACUUUCUGUUUUUCCUCUUUGUAUGCAUUUUCAUUCUUUCUUCAUUUAUCUUAUACUUUCUUUUCUCCUUUACUUUCUCCACCCCGACACUUCUUCCGUUCUCUCUCUUUUCCGCCUAUUUCCUUUUCUUAUUUUUUUUCUUUAUUCAGUUUUUAAGGAUUUAUGUUUUCUUUUUCUACUUUAUUCUUUUUCUUUCGUCAUCGAUUUGAUUCUUCUUCAUUUUCUCUUUCAUCUUUCUUUGUUUAUUUCUUGA
Molecule: messenger RNA, 1020 nt
Organism: Acanthosepion pharaonis
Lineage: Eukaryota; Metazoa; Mollusca; Cephalopoda; Sepiida; Sepiidae
Source: the annotation of a GenBank genome assembly